Fundulus heteroclitus (mummichog) is the source of this 2887-nucleotide messenger RNA. It is a transcript of the gene notum1a, whose product is annotated as notum, palmitoleoyl-protein carboxylesterase a. Lineage: Eukaryota; Metazoa; Chordata; Actinopteri; Cyprinodontiformes; Fundulidae. Bases 284 to 1789 code for a protein of 501 amino acids. The record is from RefSeq and is a predicted model, not a curated record. Gene Ontology annotation, molecular function: hydrolase activity. The transcript has 11 exons.
AGUGUUGUUCAAGCUUGUGCGCUUGAUCCAGAGGCGCUUCAGUCCGUCUUGUAAAACAGAGGCUUGCCCGCUGUCUUCGUAAGUUCGAACCAGGUCCACAAAGUUUAGUGGGUGACUUAUUAGUCGAAUAGGACUACUUGAUCCUAGUCUAUAGUACAUUUUACAUUUUUGGAGCUUUACGCGCUCCGUCAAAUCCGUGCGUAAUACCCGUUUGUUCACUCAGGAAAGUUUGCGCGCAUCACUCCUUUUUUAUUUGUUUGUUGUAUUUGUUAAAACGUCUGAGAUGAAAGCCGUCAAAAUGGUUCCAUCACUUCUGCCGGCGCUGCUUCUGCUGGUGCUGAUGCAGUCCAGCGUUCUCUGCGUGCGGAGGUUCCGGGGCGGCCGCAACCCGCAGCAGCAGCGCCGCUCGCCGCCUCCUCCCACGCACCGGGCGGACAGGGGCGACACCACGGAGAGCUUUCCUCUGGACUUCACCGCCGUGGAGGAGAACAUGGAUAACUUCAUGACGCAGGUGAAGAACCUCGCGCAGUCCCUGUACCCGUGCUCGGCGCAGAAGCUUGACCACGACAUGAAGCUGAACUUCCUGGUGAACACGUCGGUCACCUGCAACGACGGGAGUCCCGCCGGGUACUACCUGAAAGAGUCUCGAGGCAGCAGACGCUGGUUGAUAUUCCUUGAAGGCGGCUGGUACUGCUUCAACAAGGAGAACUGCGACAGCCGAUACGAGACCAUGAGGCGCUUUAUGAGCUCUUCCAAGUGGCCCCAAACUAAAAGAGGCACGGGGAUCCUGUCUCCACUGCCGGAGGAAAACCCUCACUGGUGGAACGCAAACAUGGUGUACAUUCCCUACUGCUCCAGUGACGUGUGGAGCGGCGCUACGGCCAAGACAGAGCAGAGUGCGUAUGCCUUCAUGGGCUCCCUGAUUAUCCAGGAGGUUGUAAAGAAUCUCCUGAGCAAAGGUCUGGACAACGCCAGGGUCCUUCUGUUAGCAGGAAGCAGUGCCGGCGGCACCGGGGUCCUCCUGAAUGUGGAUCGCGUAGCUGAGCUCCUGGAGGGGAUGGGGUACGCUGGCAUCCAGGUGCGGGGCCUGUCCGACUCGGGCUGGUUCCUGGACAACAAACAGUACCACUGCACGGACUGCGUGGACACCAUCGGCUGCACGCCGACCGAGACUAUCAAGAGAGGAAUCAAGUAUUGGGGAAGCGUGGUGCCCGAGAGGUGCAGGCAAAGCCAUGAGGGAGAGGAGUGGAAUUGUUUCUUUGGAUACAGAGUCUUCCCUUCAAUUAAAAGUCCUGUGUUUGUGGUCCAGUGGCUGUUCGAUGAGGCCCAGUUGACAGUGGACAACAUCCAGCUAACAGGCCAGCCUGUGCAAGAAGGCCAGUGGCGCUACAUCCAGAAUCUGGGAAUUGAGCUGAGGAACACGCUGAAAGAUGUCCCAGCUAUGUUUGCUCCAGCAUGCCUGUCACAUGAAGUUAUCACCAGAAACUACUGGAUCGACGUGCAGGUGAAAGGGACCUCUCUGCCCCGGGCCCUGCACUGCUGGGACCGCAGCCUCCAUGACAGCAGGAACAACAAGGCGCCGCCCAAAGCCUGCCCCGUGCAUCUGAUUGACAACUGCCCCUGGCCUCACUGCAACCCCACCUGCCCGACCAUCCGGGACCAGUUCACGGGGCAGGAGAUGAGCGUCGUGCAGUUCCUCAUGCACAUGGGCUUCGACGUGCAGAAGAUGGCUCAGCAGCAGGGCAUGGACCCGAGUAAACUACUGGGCAUGCUCAGCAGUGGCAGCUAAAAGGGACCGACAGUCCUAUUUUAAGCUAGAACCAAGCAGGACUGGACGGUCUCUCUAGCCUGUCUCCCAUAACCGAUACCUCUGUAUCCCCCCCCCCCCCAACACACACCUCACAUCCCAUUCUGUUGCUUUCUGACCUCCUGUCAUCCCAGGUGCUUCGAUUUGAACCUGAAGUCGGGUUUAACACACCAGUCUCCACCACGACCAGGCACCACUACCACAAAUGAUCUUUUUUUUUUUUUUUUUUUUUUAAAAAGCAAAAACAAACUAACGUUGUGAAUGUAAUCCAGUUUUGAGUAUGCUACAACGGACCUUGCGUCUAUAGUGCUGUCAUCGUUUUGUACAGAAUAGAUUAAGUCAACUCAAUGAUGGUACAAAAAACAAAAUGCUGUUUAUAUUUUAGGUAGUCAGUAGAGUUGAUAACAAACAAGAAAAAAGCUGUUACCUCUUGUGUAUUAGAGAUUUAUUCCCUUAGAUGUCUAGUUUCUAAUAGAAAAGCACAUCAGGUGAUGUGUUUAGCAAGAAACAGGGUAAAAUUAUGAGAAAAGCACGUAGUCCGCAAAGCUCUAAAACGAGGAGGAAAAAAAAACAAGUGAAGGGUGCUUUUAUUUUAUAUGGAAGGUACCCAAAUGGAAAGUGGCCAGAUUGCAUCGACGGUUCAUACUGCCAUAACCGUGAAAAUAAGCUGACAAAGUUGGAAAUAGGUACUGGCUGGUUAGAGAUUGUUACGAUAUGAUAAGCUUAAGUAAAAGCACCACAGUUUCAUGGUAUUUGCCCCGAGAUUUAAAGCAAAAAGGUGCAAAUUGAUUUGAUUUAAAACAGAAAAUGGCAAUUAUUCCAACCGCUUCUAGAAUGACCAAACAUUUUCAUUAUAACUGCUAUUCAUUAUAUAUGCUAUCCUAAUAUAUAAUAAUGCACAUAAUCAGUGCCAUUCCAUUUCAUAAUCUAUACUAUAGUCAAUAAAAAUCAGUUCUGAAGGAUGAUUUUUUUUCCUCUCCAUUAAGCAAGCUUUUUACAAAUAAAAGAACACCAACACCUUGAUGAAAACAGUUAAAUGUGUGGGAAAGUCAUGAUCUGAUGCCUCACUAAAGUGAAAUU